CGCCGGCCGCGGCUUGGCUCCACGGCUCCACUGGACAGUAGACAGUAGACACUAGACAGUCGCCACUUCGCCGAAAGUCCGUCACUGGCUGGCGGCUCCUUUUUUUUCUUUUUUUUUUUCCUAGAGACUUCAUUACCGUUCGGCAUUUGCUGUUUAGUACUGUCUACUACAAUAGAACAAUGCAUUAUUGUACGUUGUAAUACGUCGUACACACCUAUAGGUACCUAGUCACCGAAGACUGAAGAGCGAAGAAGACUGAACCACAACCGCCACUGCUUCGUUUAGGCACCUAGUACUAGUCUGUGGAGUAGUUUACAAUAAAUGUAUGAUGGUGGACAAGAAGAAAUCCAAUCAGCAGAAUCCUGAGCCCUCCAGAAACUACAAAAAUGAAUUGAGCUUACUAUCUGAGGAGAAAGCGAAUGACGUAGUAGAAAGAUCACUAAAAAUAUAUUAUGUUGUAGAAACUUUAAGAAUUACGGAUUCAUUUGAAUGCAAAAUCAAUGAAUUUAUCGAAGCUCAUAUGUUUAUCAUAGAUCAAGAAGUUCAAUAUUUUUUAAAAAAACCCAAACCUAACGAAGAUGAACGUACUGUUGAGUCUAUAUAUUCUGGAAUGGCAGGAAUUGCUUUGUUAUACAAUUUUUAUGCUAACAAAACACAAAACAAUAAUAAAACUGUGGAGGCUAAAAUGAUAAUCGAAAAAUGUUUGUCAGUAUUAGAUGAAAAAUCUGAUAGUGUAACAUAUUUAACUGGGAAAUCAGGUAUAUUUGUAACAGCUACUGAAAUUUAUCGAGAUCUUGGUGAUAUUAAAAAUGCAAAAAAAAUGAUUGAAAAAGUUGUGGAUCUAUUGCCAUCAGCAUUAAAUAAAAAAAUGCCCGAUGUAUUACUUUAUGGGCGAGCUGGAUAUCUAUACUCUUUACUAUUACUUAAAAAGCUGGGAUGGGAGGACCCAGACAGAGAUAAAUUGAUACGCAAGGUAGUGACUUCAAUUUUUAACAACGGUAUACAGACAUGUGAUAAAGAUAAACCAAGAAGAACUUCUCUCAUGUACAAAUGUCACAACAAAAAAUACUUAGGGGCAGCUCAAGGUUUAUCGGGUGUUCUACAUUGCCUUUUACUAGCUAAAAGUUAUCUAACAAAAAGUGAACUGGACGAUCUUAUUAAGCCAGCUCUCGACUAUUUAUUGACACUGAGGUAUAAAUCUGGGAAUUUACCAUCUUCUCUAUGUAAUGAUCCUGAUCGUUUAGUUCAGUGGUGUCACGGUGCUUCAGGUGUCUCACAUACUUAUGCACUAGCUUAUAAAGUUUUUCUAGACGAGAAGUACCUUAAUGCGGCAGUACAAUAUGCUGAUAUUGUAUGGCAACGUGGUUUAUUGACUAAAGGAUAUGGACUGUGUCAUGGCGUUAGUGGAAAUUCUUAUACAUUUAUAUCAUUGUUCCAAUUAACUCGAAAAACUAAAUAUUUAUAUCGAGCUGCAAGAUUUGUUGAUUGGUGCUUAACAACCAACCGUCAAAAUAAAAUACCUGACAACCCAUAUUCAAUGUUUGAAGGUGUUUCUGGUGUUACAUAUGCUCUAAUGGAUGUGCAAGAUCCCUUAGCAGCCAAUUUACCAGGAUUCUAAUUUUUCAACUAUUGCAGAUUACUCAUCUUUUUACGAAACAAUUUUCUAGUCUAUACAAGUUGCCUGUACAAAUUGGAGCUUAAUAAUUAACAAUUUUAUUUAUACACGUUUUAAUAUUAUUUAGAUACAAUUUAUAAUAUAUAUAUACUAAAAGGUAGUCACUCAACUACACAUUUAAAACUGAUAGUUUUCCUAUUUUAAAAUUUUUAUUCUUCAUGUGUGCAAUGUUUUUACUUUUCAAAACAUUUUUUUAAUGCAUAGUUGAUGGUGUUUUUGAUAUCCUUUUAAGAAUACUUAAAUUAAUAAUAUUAAUGAACAAUGGUUCAUUAAUAAAUAAAACAUUUUUAUUGAGACUGGUGAAUUACUAUAGUUAAAUAGUAGAUUUAAAUGUAGCAACAACUUCAAACUCUUUAACUCACUUUAGUUCUCAAAUUAAAACAUUAAUGUCAUACAUUGAUUAUUGAGACUUGAAUAUGUUUAAUGGUUGGGGUUAGGAUGUUUAUGCACUAAAAAAUAAAUAAAUAUGCACUUAUGGAAAUGGAAAAUAUGCAUUAAAUACUUUAAUAUUUUAAUUAUUUUGUUUAAAUUAAAGAUGUUAAAAAAAUUAAUAAAUGUAUUGAUUACAAUUAUAAAUUAUAAUAAAUGUCUUAAUAAAAAGAGUUGCAGUAAACAACAAUAGUUUUUUUUAACCAGUUGUACUCAAUCUUUUUAAGCGACCCAAUUUAGCCCCAAAAAUGUGUCAUGACACAUGGUUUAUUUACAAAAUUACAAAUUAGUUCUACCUACUUAAUACUUUAAUAAUUUAUGUUUUAACAGUUUUAAAAUCAUACAUUACUUAGAAUCUAUAUAAUUCUAAACACCUCACUACCCACAGUUUAAGAAACGCUGUUUUAAAUGGUUGACUUGUAUGUGGAAGUGUAUCUCAGAAUAUCAAUGUAGGGUUAAUAAAUAAACAAUCAUUUUUAUGUAAUCAGAUAUUACAAAUACAGAUUCAAUUUAAGUUAAUUUUUUUUUCUUCGUAUUUUUUAUUAAAAACCAGAAAAUAACAAAAGUAUCAUGGUACUGUUAAGCUAAAUUUCGAAAAAUAUGUAAAUACAUGCAAAAUAAAAUGUUGGUAUUUGAAUCUAGACUAUAAAAAAUGUUUAUCAUAUAAUACAUGCAAUAGGACAAUUAAGAAAAAGAACAUGCAAAAUCAUAAAGAUCCUAACCCUAAUAAUGGUAUUUAUAAUUUAAUUUUAACUUAUUUUUUAUAAUACAUUUUAACAAAUAAAAUGUAUAUUUUAAAGUUGUUAAGGAUUAGAGCUCUAAUAGAUGAAUACAAAUAAACGAAUACAAAAAUAUACAUAAAUACCCAAUAAACAUGUUCAUAGGGAAAACUUUGGGUCAGGCCAGUUUGGCCAUGGCCUGACCUAAUACUAACUGAACAACAUACUGACUUAAUGAAAUUUAAAUUUAAAUAAAAAACUUAUUUUGUGAUUAGAUUUUUUUUUAACAUUUAUCAUUUGUUCUGUCUUAAUAACAUUUUUAGUUUCGGCCAUGCAAAUGUUAUGUUAUUUUUUUUUUCAAAUGACUUGAACAGACCUGUAUUAAAUAAGUGCAACUAUUAUUUUUAAUCUAACUGAAGUAUAAUGGAGGAUCAAAAUUAAAAUAAAACUUUAUUCAAAUUACUUUGUUAGAACCAUUAACUUUUAUGAUUUAUUUAAUAAAUAAAAUUGUUAAAUUAAUUAUUCCUAUUAUUUUAAUGUGUUGAAAUUAUAUACUAAUACACAAAACAA
Myzus persicae (green peach aphid) is the source of this 3393-nucleotide messenger RNA. Its product is annotated as lanC-like protein 2. The record is from RefSeq and is a predicted model, not a curated record. Bases 326 to 1618 code for a protein of 430 amino acids. Gene Ontology annotation, cellular component: plasma membrane. Gene Ontology annotation, biological process: peptide modification; carbohydrate metabolic process. The transcript is spliced from 10 exons. Lineage: Eukaryota; Metazoa; Arthropoda; Insecta; Hemiptera; Aphididae.